Molecule: messenger RNA, 2475 nt
Organism: Podarcis raffonei (Aeolian wall lizard)
Lineage: Eukaryota; Metazoa; Chordata; Lepidosauria; Squamata; Lacertidae
Product: O-acyltransferase like protein-like
Exons: 7
Coding region: 912-1886 (324 amino acids)
Molecular function (GO): acyltransferase activity, transferring groups other than amino-acyl groups
Source: RefSeq, a predicted model, not a curated record
CUGCUGGUGAGCUCAGACAGCCAGGAUUGCGUGGGAUCCCUGGUUGUUUGAACUGGCACCUUCACCACCAACUACUGUGCUCACACAAACUGCGCCCCCUCCUUGUCCAUGUUUCAUGAUGUCUGAGGACAUAUUUUUCAACAGGAUUUUGAGUCAGUUGCUUAUUACAUUGUGAUGUCUACUGUGUUUUUUUUUCUUCAUUAGGGCUAUUUCGUUUUGGGCAUUACAUCAUUAUAACGCUGUGUGUUUUCCUGUAUUAUUGCAUUUGAGAUUAUUUUUAAUUUUGGGGGGCUUGUUUUUGUUCAUCACUUUGAAUACCUCUGUUUGGAAAGGAAACUGAAGGACAGGCAUUUUAGAACGGGCGAUUAAACCGCCGUUCUUUUUCUCCUCAGUGGCUUUUUGAGCUGCCGGUCCUUUUUGAACAUGUUGAAUCUCUCUGAAAAACGGAUCACCUUUCGCCUCACAGUAAAGUACCUAAGGCGCCGAUUUUUCCGGUAACUAUUUGUGAGGGUUUGAUCCAUGUUUUUGCUAUUUAUUUUGCAUUUCUGUUUUUGUGGCUUUUUUGUUUUGUUUUUGUGACUGUGUGGAACCCAGUUCAGCUACUGAUUGAUUGAUUGUGUGACUGCAGUACAUUGUUUAUUGCUUUCAUUUUCUGGAUCAAUUGUCUCUUUUUGCAUUACUUUCUGUGGGAAAGUGCGCCUUGGUUUUGGAACGCUUUGGUUUUGGAAUGGACUUCCGGAACGGGUUACGUUUGAGAACCAAGGUACCACUGUACUACUAAUUACUCCAGUUUGCUAUUGAGCUGGGCUUGCAAAGGAAUGCAGGGAUGAAGUUUAAGAGAAGGGAGUCUGCUUUGCAAAUGCAAUCAGGUUUGAAUUUGUUUAACAAUGUGUUGAAAACUGUGUGCCUGCAUGCAACCUGAUCACAUCUACUCUUGUGUUUGUAGGCUUCAGCCACUCCAUAUAUAUUCCUUGUGCCUUUUAAUCGGUUUCUACUCUGUCACUCCUUGGGGGACAUUUUGGGAGCUCUCGAAACUCGAGGUUGAUAACUGUAGAAGAACGUGGUGGGCCAACCUACUGCUGAUCAACAACUUUAUCACUGGGCAAGAGUCAUGUAAUGGAUGGACGUGGUACCUUGCAAAUGAUUUCCAGUUUUAUUUCACAACACCUCUGCUGGUCUAUAUUUCCAUGAGGAGCAAGCAAGGAAUUAUAAUUCUGGGGACUUUGCUGUUCCUGACGACUUUUACAGUGACAGCCCUGCUGUCAUUGAUCUACAGGCUUCCUGUUGCAAAUCCUCGUGAUAUGAGGAAAACGGCCACUGUGAUGUAUUUCGCAGAGUAUUACUCAAAACCUUACUGCCGAUACGGUCCAUUUCUAGUUGGCAUUCUUCUUGGGUUGUACAUGAACCAGCAGCAAACCCCAGUCCUAAGGAGCAAGGUGCAGGCUUCCAUUGGAUGGCUUUCUGCAAUGUUUUCCAUGUUUAUGGUAGUUGCUUUGGCCUAUACGUUACAAGACCCCCUCGACUACUCACCUGCCACAGCCAUUUACCAAGCUACUCACCGGACACUGUGGGCUAUCGCUGUAGGGUGGAUAAUUUUUGCAUGCGAGGAAGGCUAUGGAGGUUUCAUCAAUUGGAUGCUUUCAUGGGGCUUCUGGUCAGUGGUUGCCAAAAUCAGCUACGCCUGCUACUUGGUCCACCCAAUGUUGAUUUUGUUGUAUAAUGGACUUCAAGAAACGUCCAUUCACUACUCGGACAUGAAUAUGUUCUAUCUGUUCCUUGGACACUGCCUGAUGACGUUCAUGGUUGGGCUGGCAUUGACGGUGAUGGUUGAGAUGCCUCUGCAAGCGUUAAGGCGGGCUGUGCAACGACAAGUGGUUCAGCUUUGAAGGAGGAAGCAGGAAAGGUGUGAUGUCUUUAACCCUCCCCACCAUACCCAUUCCCUUCGAAGAAGAGGCCCUUCUGUUGUGCUCCAGAAGAACUGUAUAGUGAUGAAGAUCUGAACUUUUGCACGAUGAAGAUCUGAACCAGGCUCUUCAGGAGUGAUGUGGCUAAGAAAUUUCAGAAUCUGGAAUUAAUGGUCUGGCCAGGCCUCCCCAUUAGAUGGCCAAUUGUGAAGCACACAGCUAACACCCCUCUUCUCUUCAUUGCCGCUGUUCCAUGCUUUGCAACUACUUCUACAUUCCUGCUUUGUUACAGUGAACAAAUGGUUUACCAACCUUAGUUAAAAGAAAAGAAAUACUCUGAGCCCAUGCAGUUCCGCAUUUUAAAUUCACUGAAAUCAGUUGUUCCUAAACAUUUUUGGGCCUCCGCCCCCUUGGCUCCAUAAACUCACCCCCAGUGCCCCCUGCCCUAUAAAAUGCAUUAUAGUGGUACCUCGGGUUAAGUACUUAAUUUGUUCCGGAGGUCCGUUCUUAACCUUAAACUGUUCUUAACCUGAAGCACCACUUUAGCUAAUGGGGCCUCCUGCUGCCGCUG